GAGCAUGGCCUCACUACUGCCACUUAGCCCCAGAAUGCCCGUAACCCCAGGGCUUAACUAUUUUGAGAUGCCAACAACAAAGAUGGAUCAAACAGAAUCAUUGCCAACAAUGAAAUUACCACGAAUCCAGCCAACAGUACCUCCCUCCCUUACUGCACCUAAGCAAAACCCUGAUCCUCAAGUUAACACAUCUGCUUCAGUCAAGGAGGCCCUGGAUAACCCAAGAAGUCACAAGAAGUCCAAGAUAUCCAUUCAGUUAGGGAAUCCAAUAGCCAAACCAGAGCUGGUUACAAAUGUACCGUUUACUCCCACCAGCCCCCAACCUACUUCCAGAUCACUCCAGGGAGCUUUGUUGCACUUCCCUCAAACUGCUGCAACCUCUGACACAAAAGCAAUAGAAGUGACUCUUAAAAAAGAAGCUGUAACUAUGGAUUUGGGAAAUGAAAGAACGUCUGCCUCAGUGUCAUCUUGUCUCAGAGAUGCCAGUUCUGCUUCUUCUCCAAUGGUGAUGAACAAAACACCUGAUAUUCAGUCUGGAGACUGCUCCAUUGUAAAAAAACAAAAGAAAAAGAAGCCAAAAAGAAACACACAAAAAAAAAGCCCUGUUCCAAUACCCAUCAUGGACCAGACCACUAUCUGCAACAGGACUGUUUCAGACAAGGUCUCAGCACAGCAGGCCACAACAGACAAUUUAUUAAAACAAAAAGAAGAUUUUAAAGUAGAUUUGGCAUCAACCUACAAAAAAAGCUUUGAUGCACAUGGUUUGGAUCCAGAACAUUGUAUGGCAAAUGGCAGAACUGAAAAUGAUGUGAGGUACACCAAUGAAAGACCAGUGUCUGAAAAAGAUAGCAGUAUUACGGGGGGACAUGUGGUACCAAGCCCUGUAGUAAGUGUAGAGGAAAAGUGUGUGUACAUAUCUAAGGUGGAAGUUAGUCCAUUGUGUACAACAGGGUUUUCUAUUCCUCAUUCUCCGUCCACUAUACAACCUAAAGUUCAGAUUGAAGGAACAGUGGCAAGUAUGAUUAAAUUACACUCAAGCUGCCCACAAUAUUCCAAGAUUCCUGGCUUGCCGUCUGUUCAUCCGUCUCAAGUUAUUACUUGGCCUGCUGAUUGCAGGUCAUUGUUUAAGGAGUUACCCAUAAACAGACUUCCUUCACCCCUGUCUUCAGAUUAUGUUAGUUCCUUUUAUGGGGGUAGUGCAGGGAUUGCAAGUAUGGUGGACUUAGCUCCGACCUGCCCCAGGUCUGCAAGUAUUCCUGGAUUCCCAUCUGCUUUAAAACGUGAGCCAAAUAUGACUUGCCUUUUACCUAUAUGUCCCAGAGUGUGCAGCAUUCCAGGUUUAGCUGCUGCUGGAUCAGCGACUAGAUAUGAAGAUAUGGUUUGGGACAGAUGUUCUCUAUGGAAGAAACCAUUGCAGAUAAAAGAAGCAUUUAUUUCGCAAAUGUCAUGUGUUCAGGAAAAAUCUGUGGGUGAUACUAAAGCCAUGGUGGCUAUGUUGCCAACAUGUUGUACUAGGGCCAGUGUUCCAGGGUUUCCAUCUGCACGCCUGCAAAAUGUUUCAAAUACUCCAAGUAUGGCCAGUCUACUCCCAACAUGCCCCAAGCAGUCAAUGAUUGUAGGUAUGCCAAGUAAUCACAGAUCUAUGGUAUAUAAUGAUACAUGGCAUAUUUUGAGGGAAUGUAUCUUAGACAGACCAUUGAGAGGUUAUACUGUUCUGGUUCAGGGAAAGUCAUAUGAGGAUAAAGAACAUUUUAAUCAUAUGGUAGAUAUGUUGCCCUCAUGCCCAUCGAGAACUUGCCUUGUAGGUAUGCCCACAGCACCCAAGAAGUGUUUACCAAGUAUUGUUAACCUUGCACCUAUAUGCCCUAAACAGACACAAACUGUUGGCAUGCCAUCUAAAGAUCAAAACAAUUCUGAGAACAAAGAUUGGCGUGCCAUGAAACGAUUCAUUAACAGAAAACCAGAGAAAAUAACACCAACCUACAUUGAGCAGUGGAUACCAAAAGAAAUUCCUAAAGAUAUGGUAGCUAUGUUGAGAAGCUGCCCACAAAAAGCCAACGUUGUUGGCUUACCCUCUGCUCCACGACAAAAACCCAGUAUGGUUAACGUAAUGCCUUCAUGUCCCAUACAAAGUAGGGUCCCUGGUUGGCCUUCAAAAACUGGACAAAAACUUGGUUUGUCCACUUGCAAUGAAUGGUUUGCGGAUAAAGGUUUACAGUGCGAGAAUCCAUUAAUCAAAAAGGAAGUGCACAUUCUGAAUUCAGUUUUGUGUUUUGAUAAGAACACUACUCAAAGUAUGAGUGCAAUGUUACCCUCUUGCCCUGAGAAUGCUAGGGUCCUUGGGUUUCCCUCUGCUCUGACAUUAGCAGAUGGUACAACUAUGGUGAAUAUAUUCCCUAGUUGUGCAAAGCAAUCUAGAAUUUCUGGAAUGCCAAGCAGAGACACCGGCAAAAAAUUAGGGUGGCCAAUGGAAAGUAAGCCACUGCUACUCCCUAGGAAAUUAUCUGCAGCAAUGUUAGAUUUACAGGAUGUUAAUAUGUUCUAUUCUGAUAGACAUACACUCAUAAAUAUGGUAUCAAUAUUGCCCUCCUGCCCACAGACAGCCUGUUUAGCAGGUUUUCCAUCAGUGCCAUGUCAAGUGUUGGCAGAUAUACCAAAUAUGAUAACUCUGCUACCUACUUAUCCAAAACAUUCUAGGGUUCGUGGAAUACCCUCUCUACUCUACAGUGAGGCAGAAUGGAGUGUAGACAAAAGCCCAAUUUGGGAAAAACCAUUAAGGAAGCCAGGUAGACUGUCAGUAAUAAAUGACCAUAAAAUGCAUUUCAAAGAAAAGGCGUUGUUAAGAAUUAUGGUAUCAAUGUUGCCACCCUGUCCGAAACAUUCAUGUAUACCUGGGAUUCCCUCAAAGGCUUUAAAGAGACCAGGGAAAGUUGUGAGGAAAGAAGCUCCCAGUAUGUUAAAAUCCUUGACCACUUUUCCAAAACACAGUAACAUUUCAGGUCUACCUGCAAAGAAUAUUGCAAAGGACUCUGAUGGCUGGUAUAUGGAUAAGGAUGUAGUUUGGGAAAACACAUUCAAUAGAAGGCAUGGAGUUGUCCAGCAAGAUUUACCUGUCAAAGAAAUGUCAUAUAGGGACACAUCAAUAAUGCUGAGUAUGCUUCCAUCAUGUCCACGACAAGCCCUGCACCCUGGGUUUCCAUCUGCUCCAAGACCCAAAGCUGUUGAUGACAUUGUGGAAAAACAUCCAGAAAUGUUACAGUUGCUGUCAUGUUGCCCACAACACUCACGUAUCAUUGGUUUCGCCUCAAGAGUUUCAAUUAUUUCUGAUUCUAAAGUAGUGGGAUGGCCAGUGGUGACAAUUAAGACGCCAGGGGAUCUUUACACCACAGAUAGUUCUAACAAAGAUAUAAUAAUGGCAAGCAUUCCUCUUAAACGUCCUCUUACAAAAAUGUUUCUCAGUUCUGGCCUCACAGCAGUUCCACCACCUGGUGUAAACCGGCUACCAAAUAUGAUAAAUAUUGUGCCAUCUUGCCCAAAGAAAGCUUCUGUUCUCGGGGUACCAUCAACACAUGUGCAUCAUUCAGAACAGGGUUGGCCAGGAACUAAGAUAAGUGUAAAGCAGAGGACAAACCUCAUGGCUUGUAAGCUUUCACUGAAAGAACAGCAAAGAAUGGAGAUUGAGUCAUCAACCUGUCCUAUCAAGGCCAUUGUUGAGGAUUUACCAGCAUCAAAUUCAGAAAUUCAAGUGCACCAGCAAUCCUUCAUAGUUAAUGGGAGUAACAUAUUGUGGGAUGAUGCCAGUCCAACUAGAUUAGAUCUUGACACAAAGAAAACAAAAUCUGAUGUUUGCUCAACUUUGGAGGGACAUAAAGAUGAACGGGGCUUUUGGAUACCGAUUGAGGAAGAAGAAGAAAUAGCUGUUCUAGAAAAAGGAAAUGUGCAUUGCAGAAUGUGGCACUCCACUCCUGACAUGCCACUUAUCUUGAGUGUUAGGAAGAGAUAUGGACACUUGGGUUCACUACAGCCAUCAUGCCCAAUUGUUGCUGGGGCAGAAGAACCCCCAUCCCAAACCAAAAUAAAUAAUGCUGAACAGCAGUUACAAAGACAUCCAACAAACACGACUAUACUGUGGGAAGAGCUACCAAAGUCGACUACAAUAAAAUGCUCUACAGACAAGAUCAUAUUAUGGGAGGAGCUACCAAAGGCGACUACAGAUGUUUCUAGAAAAGCAUCAGAGACUGAAAUGAAAAUGAUAAAAGAAAUGGUCAGUGUCUCUUCAAUGAUGUUAUACACUGGUAAUGAAUUGAAGACACGUACAGAACCUGGGAUUGCAGAUCAAUUACCAAUUUGCCCAACAGCGAGCGGCAUAUUUGAAUCCACAGCAACUGCUAAACAAACAGAUCAAACCCAGCUGGACAGAGAGUCUACUUUCGAGACGCCAUCAAAGGAUAAGGCAAUGGGAGAAAGAAAGUUUGCCUGCCCACCCACACAAUGUGUGCCAUCUUCCGUGAAGACUGAAACUGAAUACAAACAGUCCACUUUCUCCGAAGUCUGUCCCAGUCUCACAAUAAUUGCUGGCAUGCCGUCUAAAUUGCCUGUAAAAGAGAAACACUGGCUCCUCGAUCCAAAGCCAAUCUGGGAGAAACAAUCAAAAAUAAAUGUAAUAUUCAUGCCAUAUGCAUCAAAGGAUGAUACAAAGGACACAAAGGAAAUGGUCUUAAUGCUACCCUCUUGUCCCAGAGAGGCCAAACAUCCAGGGUUCCCAUCUGCACCACAAAACAGUUCAAAUAUGGCGGAUAGUUACCCUGGUAGUUCAAGUGUGUCCAGUAAAGCUGGUUUACCAUCUAUCAGUAACAGAUCAUUGGUAUCUCAACAGGAACCACUUCUGCAAAAGAAAACUGACCUUGUUUUCGUACCAGCGUCAAUAAAAGAAGAGAACAUUGAACUAAUGGGAGCUUUGUUACCAACCUGCCCAAAAUAUUCUUGCAUACCAGUCAUCCCUUCAAUUCCACAACAUACGAUAGCACAUUGCGGAUCAGAUAUGAUGAGCCUUUUCAGCUCUUGCCCAAAACUUCUCGUAUUGAAGGUGUUCCAUCAUUAAAAGAACAUUUGAGCAAAAGCUGGUCUACAGAUCAC
Gymnodraco acuticeps is the source of this 5136-nucleotide messenger RNA. RefSeq lists its product as uncharacterized. The coding region runs from base 5 to 5101 and encodes 1698 amino acids. Lineage: Eukaryota; Metazoa; Chordata; Actinopteri; Perciformes; Bathydraconidae. The record is from RefSeq and is a predicted model, not a curated record. The transcript is spliced from 4 exons.